CAGGCCUCCGGGCUCCUCCCCACUUCCUGCCGCCCUUGCGCUCCACCGCCGCCAUGCCGCCCUACACCAUCUUCUACUUCCCCACCCGAGGGCGCUGUGAGGCCAUGCGCAUGCUACUAGCUGACCAGGGCCAGAGCUGGAAGGAGGAGGUGGUGACCAAGGAGACCUGGCUGCAGAGCCCACUCAAGGCCUCCUGUCUGUACGGGCAGCUCCCCAAGUUCCAGGACGGAGACCUCACCCUGUACCAGUCCAAUGCCAUCCUCCGACACCUGGGCCGCUCACUUGCCUGCUCAAGCCUGCUGGCCCCCCCUGCCCUGCAGAUCUCCUUCGCGGACUACAACCUGCUGGACUUGCUACUGAGUCACCAGGUCCUGGUCCCUGGCUGCCUGGACUCCUUCCCGCUGCUCUCGGCCUAUGUGACCCGCCUCAGUGCCCGGCCCAAGCUCAAGGCCUUCCUAGCCUCCCCUGAGCACGUUAACCGCCCCAUCUUUGGAGGCCACAAGAUAUGAGUCCAGUCAGCCUCCCCUGGGAGAAGGGCUGCCCAGGGAACCAAUAAACAUGGUGAGAGGACAGC
Vicugna pacos (alpaca) is the source of this 574-nucleotide messenger RNA. The record is from RefSeq and is a predicted model, not a curated record. Lineage: Eukaryota; Metazoa; Chordata; Mammalia; Artiodactyla; Camelidae.